AUGACAAUGGAAGAUCGCACGGGUGGCAUCGACCGUGCCGCCCCCGCGUCAUCGACUACGGCGACAACGGCACUUUUGACAUCUAAUAGUCCGUCAAUGAUAAGUGAUGUCACGUCGGAUGCAUCUUAUCCGCUUCAACGUGCCAGUAAGCGUUCGUUCGACGUUGCAUUUCUCGUUGCACCGGAUGAAAAUCUUGCCCGUAGACAAAGCGAGAAAUUAAGGCUUAUUUCUAGUAGAAAGGAUCGUACGAGAGAGUCCAUCACUUUGGACAAUUCUUUGGAUGGUAAUGAUAGAUUACCACAAAAUUUGACUAUUAAACAUUACGACAGCGAUUCUAGUUCACAAGAAAGGAGAAGAUUGAUGCAUUGUACGGAAAAUUCUCUCAGUCCACCUUACGUAUCACCGAGAACAUUAACGCCAACAUUACCGGACAUCGAUUCACGAAGAUACGUUCCAACCCGAUCGCAAAAGAGUCCAAGUCCACCUGGAUUUACUACACAACAAGCUUUAUUGAGUACAUGCACGGAUUCCUUGGAUCCUAGUUUAACUUGCGGCAAAGUUUACGAUAACAGCUUGCAGUGUCCCGUUGAUAGACACGGGGGCGAAUCGAGGAGCGCAUUCACUAAGGUUCAUCUUGGCGUUCAAAGAAAUGGUUUUACCGAUGACGGACAAACGUCACCGAGAUCGUCAAUAUCGCCUGACGAUCGAAGGGAAGGUUAUCAGGAAAGCGUUAGUCCACCGGUUGUUCCAUUAGCUAGUGCGGCUACUUACAAAUAUGCCAGUUUUCCUAGUAAAAUGACGUAUCCAUUUUUGGUCGGUCCCGAGACGGCCAAUCAACCGAGUCUUUUGGAAAAUUUGAAAAUUCCACAAAUAGCACAACCACCUAAAGUUCCAAGCCCAAAAGUGGCAACCUUUCGACCAGAUCUACCACCGGUUUAUCCAAAUCUUCCGUACAAUCCUAUAUCCGUUUUUCCACCAAUGGCAGAUGCUUUGACAAGGCCAAGGUUCUUAGCAACUGCCGCUGGUGUCGCUGGCCUUUUACCACCGUCAUUCGCUGCUUUGACAUUACCCGCGCAAAAUGUUUGUGCAAAGUGUAAUCUUUCGUUUCGCAUGACCUCCGAUUUGGUAUAUCACAUGAGAUCUCAUCACAAAAACGAAAAUUCCGGUGAAGCUGCACGUAGAAGGAGGGAAGAAAAAUUGAGAUGUCCGGUUUGUGAUGAAAGUUUUCGCGAGAGACAUCAUUUGACCAGGCACAUGACUGCUCAUCAGGAUAAAGAAAGCGAUGCUAUCGUAGAUCAGGUCGAGGUCAAACGACGUACCACCACAGUUCACAGCAAGUGA
Messenger RNA from Polistes dominula (European paper wasp), 1341 nucleotides. RefSeq lists its product as uncharacterized. The record is from RefSeq and is a predicted model, not a curated record. Gene Ontology annotation, cellular component: nucleus. Gene Ontology annotation, biological process: regulation of DNA-templated transcription. Lineage: Eukaryota; Metazoa; Arthropoda; Insecta; Hymenoptera; Vespidae.